Messenger RNA from Austrofundulus limnaeus, 1705 nucleotides. RefSeq names its product gastrula zinc finger protein XlCGF52.1. The record is from RefSeq and is a predicted model, not a curated record. The coding region runs from base 127 to 1473 and encodes 448 amino acids. Gene Ontology annotation, biological process: regulation of transcription by RNA polymerase II. Lineage: Eukaryota; Metazoa; Chordata; Actinopteri; Cyprinodontiformes; Rivulidae. The transcript has 2 exons. Gene Ontology annotation, molecular function: RNA polymerase II cis-regulatory region sequence-specific DNA binding; DNA-binding transcription factor activity.
UCGAACGGAGCUAAUAUCUAAUCCAUAUGUUCACCGAGGUGAAGAAAGUGGAGAUAGUGGGUCAGACAGACUGGAUGAAUCUGUGGAGGAAACAUUUCUAAGAAGAACUGGAGCCUUGGAGAGGAAAUGAGCGCAGUGUUCCCCGCAGAUGUUCAGCAGACUCUGCUGAUUAGAGUCCAUGCUCCUGAGGGAGGAAGGCCCAAUAUGGACCAGCAGGACCCACAGCCCCUCCACAUAAAGGAGGAACAGGAGGAACUCUGGACCAGAUUGGAGGGAGAGCAGCUCAGUGUGAAGGAGGAGACUGAUGCUACAGAGUUCUCAUUCACUGCAGUUACUGUGAAGAGUGAGGAUGAUGAAGAGAAGCCUCUGUUCUCUCAGCUUCAUCAGCACCAAAUGGACCACAGAGAUGUUCCAACCAGCAGCUCAGCUGACCAGAUGAAAGUAGAAGCUGAUGGAGAGGACUGUGGAGGAGCAGAAACCAGCAGGAACCCAGAUCUGAAUCCUCAUGGAGAUGUUUCCAGCUCUUCAGAGACUGAAGUCAGUGAGGAUUAUGAAGAGGAGGAGGAUGGGAACAGUCCUGAUUCUCAGCUGGAACCCUUGUCAGACUCAACAGUACAACAUUCAAACAAUUUGAGUCAUAAGAAAAGUGUCAGAGAGAAGAAACCCAUGGAGUCACACAGAGGAGUCCAGACACAACCCAAAUCAUUUAGUUGUGACGAAUGUGGUGAAAUAUUUACCAGAAAAACAAGUUUAAACUCACACAGGAUAGUCCACACAGGAGAAAAACCGUUUCAGUGUGAGCUGUGUGGUCAAAGAUUUAGCCGCAAGUCUAAUUUAUAUGCACACGUGAGGGUCCACAUGGGACAGAAACCAUUUGAAUGCAAGCUAUGUGGUCAGAGAUUUACCCGGAAAUCUAUUUUUAAUUCGCACAUGAGAGUCCACACAGGUGAGAAACCAUUUGAAUGUCAGUACUGUGGACAAUGUUUUAGCUGGAAGCCUCAUUUAAACUCACACAUGAGAGUCCACACUGGACAGAAACCGUAUGAGUGUGAGUUUUGUGAAAAAAGGUUUAGCCAAAAGGCUAGUUUACACUCGCACAUAAGGGUCCACACGGGAGAGAAACCCUUUGAAUGUGAGCGUUGUGGACAACGAUUUAGCUACAAGACAAGUUUAAUCACACACAUGAGAGUCCACACUGGACAGAAACCAUUUGAGUGCGAGUUUUGUGGACAAAGAUUCAGCCAGAAGACUAAUUUAAACAACCACAAGAUAAUUCACACGGGAGAGAAAUUAUUUGAGUGUGAGGACUGUGGGCAGAAAUUUAACCGUAAAACUAAUUUGAACAGCCACAAGGUUGUCCACACUGGUGAAAAACUAUUUGUGUGUGAGGACUGUGGAGAAAGAUUUAGCAGGAAGAACAGUUUAAACAGACACACAAAAGCUCACAGGAAYCAAAACUCUUCUUCGCAGUGACUGAGGUCAAAGUUUUAGACUUCAGUCUGCUCAGAAACACUUUUGAACCCACACAAGAGGGAAACAUUAACUGAAUAUUAAGAUGAGUCUUAAAGACAGUUCUGGAAAAGUUAUCAGAAUUUAUUUGAUGGUUUAUAACAAGUAAGGCAAUUUUAGAUUUUAUAUCUUAUCAAAAAACUUAUGGAAAGUCUGUCUUGUGUAGACCUAAACAUAUAUUAAAAUUUUAAAGAAG